Molecule: messenger RNA, 2078 nt
Organism: Halteromyces radiatus
Lineage: Eukaryota; Fungi; Mucoromycota; Mucoromycetes; Mucorales; Cunninghamellaceae
Product: P-loop containing nucleoside triphosphate hydrolase protein
Exons: 22
Coding region: 25-1998 (657 amino acids)
Biological process (GO): positive regulation of translation
Cellular component (GO): mitochondrion
Molecular function (GO): GTPase activity; mitochondrial ribosome binding; GTP binding
Source: RefSeq, a predicted model, not a curated record
GACAUUGUUCUUUUUUUUUUUUUUAUGACCUUACUGCUUCUUCAAGUAUCUAGGCGAGUGACAUGUUAUUCUAGAUAUACUCGUCGUAUUGGCAAUAUCUCCUUUUUACAAAACUGCCAACGACCUUAUUCGAAAAGCACGACAGAAAAAAUAAAAGCAGCCGAUCCAACGAAAACUAUCGAUUUACCAUCCUUUCCAGCUGAAAAUAUACGUAACUUUAGUAUUAUUGCUCAUAUUGAUCAUGGCAAAAGCACUCUGGCUGAUAGAUUACUCGAACAUACCAAUACCAUAUCUUUACGAGGAUCCAACAAACAAGUUCUCGAUAAACUCAAAGUCGAACGCGAACGAGGGAUUACCGUCAAAGCACAGACUGUGUCCAUGUUUUAUAACUAUAAAGGAAAAGAUUACUUACUCAAUCUCAUCGAUACUCCUGGUCAUGUGGAUUUUAGCUACGAAGUAUCACGAUCAUUAGCAGCAUGUCAAGGUUGCUUAUUAUUAGUCGACGCAGCCCAAGGCAUUCAAGCACAAACUGUGGCCAAUUUUUAUUUGGCUUUUGGUGAAGGAUUACAUAUCAUACCUGUUUUGAAUAAGAUCGAUCUUCCUGGUGCUGAACCUGAACGUACCAUAAAACAACUCGAAAGUGCAUUUGAAUUAGAUACAUCAUCUGUUCUUCAGAUCUCUGCGAAAUCUGGUAUCAACAUUGACUCCAUCUUACCAAGCGUUAUCGAAAACAUUCCAUGUCCUUCUGGGUCCAUUCAAAAACCAUUCCGUGCACUGUUAUUUGAUUCUUGGUAUGAUAAAUAUGUGGGUGUUGUCUGUAUGCUUGGUGUUGUCGAUGGUGUAUUACGAAAAGGUGACAAGGUAUUAUCAGCAUAUUCAGAUACCAAAUAUGAAAUUACCGAAGUUGGUAUCAUGUAUCCGGAACAAGUCCCAACCGGUUAUCUGCACGCUGGUCAAGUAGGUUAUGUGGUGUGUGGGAUGAAAAGUGCUUCUGAAGCUCAUAUUGGUGAUACUUUCCAUCAUAUCAAUGAAAAAGUCGAACUUUUACCUGGUUUUCAACCUGCACAAUCCAUGGUAUUUGCAGGUAUCUUUCCAGUAGAUACAAACGAUUUUAGAAAAUUAGAUGAUAAUAUCAAGAAGUUAACGUUGAAUGAUGCAAGUGUUAGCGUACACAAGGAAACAAGUAAUGCUUUGGGACAGGGAUGGCGGCUUGGAUUUUUGGGAACUUUGCAUAUGGAUGUUUUCCGACAGCGAUUAGAGAACGAAUAUGACGCUAAUAUCAUUGUGACUCAACCAACGGUACCUUACAAAGUGGUAUUCAAGGACAAAACUACGCGUAUUAUUAGAAAUCCUUCUGACUUUCCCGAUUCGGAAGAAAAGGCGUUCAAGGUGUUACGAUUGGAAGAACCCAUGGUCUUAGCAACAAUGAUUUUUCCGGAAGAAUAUAUGGGCAAGAUGAUUGAACUUUGUGGUAGUCGUCGAGGGGAACAACGGGAUUAUGUUUAUGUUGAUGAUAAACGGGUGAUGAUGAAAUAUGUAUUGCCAUUAGCCGAAGUAGUGCAAGAUUUCUAUGAUGAAUUGAAAAGCCGCUCAUCUGGGUAUGCGACUUUUGAUUAUGAAGAACAUGGUUAUGAAGAAAGUGAUUUAGUCAAGAUGUCGGUGUUACUGAACUCAAAACCAGUGGAUGCUUUAUCUGUGAUUUUACAUCGAUCUCAAGUGGAACAAGUUGGUCGAGAUUGGGUUAAACGAUUGAAAAAUGUCAUUCAACGACAACUCUUUGAUGUGGUUAUUCAAACAGCUUUGGGAUCUAAGAUUGUGGCAAGAGAAACGAUAUCUGCACUCCGCAAGAAUGUUACUGCGAAAUGUUAUGGUGGUGAUGUUUCAAGAAAAAUGAAAUUAUUACAAAAGCAAAAAGAAGGCAAGAAAAGGAUGAAAUCAAUAGGCAACGUGGAAGUCCCGCAGUCUGCUUUCUACCAACUGAUGGACAAGAAAUCAUAGAAACCUUUUUUUUUCUUGGAACCUGUUUUGUAUCAUAAUGUAUCAUAUAUAGAUAUUCCAUUAAACAAUAAACUACUGUA